AUGAAAAACCAUAACAGGGAAAUUUAUACAAUACCUGGCAUUUUUUUCCUUAUAACUGCGGUCAUUGCGUCGCUAGGAAAUGGCUAUAUCCUUUACGUCGUCAAACGAGAUCCUUUAAAAUGCUUCAAGAAGCCCACAAAUGUCUUCAACAUUGCCUUGACGAUGGCGCAUUUUUUCGCAGGAAUUGUAGUUUUGCCUUACAUUGGCGUUUUGAAUAUUCUUCGUGGAGAACACCCGGAAAUCUUUAUUCCUUCAACAGUGCUCGACCUGGAAGAAGCGUUGCUUAAUUUCAACAUCGGAACUGCCACACUUUUUCUGUCUGCUAUCUCAGGAGAACGAUGUAUUGCUAUAAUACGACCCCGCCUUAACAAGAAAUGGCUGACUUUGAACCGUGCCAAAGCCAUAAACUUCGCAUCAGGAACCAUCUGCUUUGCUUUCUGUCUCCUUUUAUUGCUACCCGUUUCCAAGACUUUCUUUUACUUUAUUUAUCUACCCUUGUUUAUUUUUCUUCCCUCGUGUGGAAUUUUAGCUUCUUGCGCUGUGAGGCUGCGAAAUUUCAAAAACCAAGCUCGUGUCUCAGUGAUAAACAGUGGUCUUCCCGUUGCUCAGUUAUUCGCCCUCGAAACGAGAAAGAGGAAUUCCCACUUGGUCUACAAACUUCUAAAUACCGUUUUUAGCAUUCUUUUACCUAUCUUGAUUUCCUUAUUUAUGUUCUCUGCGGUUAGAAUCAUCGAGGUUACAUGCGAAGGGUGUCAAAACAGGAAGUGGUUCGUAACCCUACAUAAUGUUACAUUGAUAUGUUUGUAUCUGAGUUCUGCUUUUAAUCCUUUUGUUCUUCAUUCGAGAAUUGCUGAAUACUCGCGAACAACAAAGCACAUCUUUAGGAAAUAAUUAAUAGAGACUGCCAACCUCUAAACUGUUUAUCUAAAUUAGAAAAUUCAAAAGUUUUCUUUGUGUAAACUGAAAUUUUUUUUAUGAUAAAACUGGAAGAUGAUUAAGAAAUGAGCAGGCUGAACGAAGCAUUUUAUUUUCACUUAACUGGCGUUUUAUAUACACUGAUACACUCUGUAAGCAAUUUGCAAUUUCUAAAAUGAAGCUGGUUUUGUGAUCAGUGGCGCUUGAAUUUUUUGAACGAGGGAAAAUACGAGGAAGAAAAACUAACACAGGCGAUUACUGGGGAGCCAAAGGCCGGUGUAACAACCUAUAGAGAGUUUUCACAUGGAUGUCAUGUCCACCAUAUGGUGUCCUAAUCCAAGGAAACGGCGGUCAUAUUGGUGUCCCAAACCAGUCCUGUUAGAGCGGAAUCUUUUUCUCAUGAAACAAUUCAUUUCACUCAAAUAAAUUUGCAUAGCUUCGACCGCUGCUGGCCAUGUGAAUGAAAACGCCUUUUAGCCUGCGGGGGCUUUGCAGUUAUGCAUGGUUUAAUUGGUCCUGUCACCAUCCCCCGCGGGCAAGCCCCGGGACAAGUCCAGCCCUUCGGGCCCGGGGGUGGGGAAUUGUUUGAAGCAAGAGAGUUUGAAGGGGUCUCAGUCCCGGGGGUAAGGGGGUGGGGCAAAUCAAAAGUAAGUUUUCUUUGAUUUGUGUAGAACGUGUUAUUUCUCGCGCGCGGUUUUUGCUCGAAGCUGCGGAACUCGAGAUUACUAGACUGAAAAAAUUUUUCUUUGUUUCUUUUGCAAAAAUAAAUCUGGAUUCGAGUACUUAUCAUACGCACAUUCGGUUUGCAAAUUUAAAUCAUUCCUCUCCAUCCACUCUCCGACAAAUUCCUGCCUUUUCCCUUGAAAAUACGUAGUCUUAAGUUCCUCAGCUUCGUGGAAACCGCGCGCGAAAUAACACAAAAACAUGCUUACCACCAUUGAUGUUAGCCUGCGUAGCAAGCGUUUCCUCGCGAGGUUCGUCUAGAAAACUGGGACAAGAGCAAAAAAAAAUGAAUGACGGGGGAGGGGGAGGGGACCUCCGUUCUAACUUUCGCGCAAUAACUCGAUUGGAAACGCUUGCUACGCAGGCUAUGUUUUUUUGCGAAGGUUUAUGAGAUCAGAGUCUUCAAAGUAUAAUUGGAGAUCGAGCAGUGGAGACUAGAGAAGGCCAAUCUAUUGAGAAUCACAGCGUGCCGAUCUGACUGGAAAAAAUGGACUGUUUGUUGGAGAUAACAUCAACAUAAAUCAGAACAUCGGUACUCGACACUAGCUGAAGCCGCCAUGGACAAGCGAUUUGUCAGCUUUUUUAAAUGAAAAGAUUCUUUUUGUUUAUUGGAAAUCUAGCGGCAUCUAUUUUAGAGAACGUUUCGACACAGGCUGAAGAGCAGCCGCUCUGCAAAACUUAUACCCGACGGAGGGAAUUGUUCUUGACGUGUCGAAAGGUUUCAGACGAGAUAACGCCACACAAUAAAAAACAAGAAAUUCCGCAUCAAUCGCUCAUGGUUUUAACUUUCUUUUAUCGUAAAUCUUUUUUAUUACAGUUCUUGCAAUCGCCUGCAACGUGUCCUAUUAGAGAACAAAGUAAUUUUACAAAUCUGGUAAUCCAGGGGUAAUCUGUUCGUUAUGUUUCUAUUUUGACGAGCUGUCAAUUUACAAAUGAACCGAAGCGUGAAAUAUCAAGGGGCGUUUUCCAGAAUCGUGGAGUUUGCGGGCAAGCGUUUCCUCUUCUCCCCUCCCCCUCCCCCUUCAACCUUUUUUUUUUUGCUUCCGCUCUAACUUUCGCGCAAUAACUCGAUUCACUCGAUUGGAAACGCUUGCUACGCAGGCUACAUUGAUGUUAAAGUUCAUCCGCGCGGGGGUAGUCCCUCAUAUAAGCCAUAUGGGUAUGUGCUAGACUAGGGUUUUUACACCGUUUAAUUUUGCCUGCCUGCGUGCAGACGUCUCCUAUUUCCUUUGUUAAUUUGGUCUGAAAAUGGGUAUAAACUUUGCCCAUUUUGGUCUGGAAUCGGAUAUCAUGAUUUUCGAGGGGGACUGUAUGAACAUUUCUACAUGAUUAAGAAAAAAAAGGAGAAAUCUGAGAAUUCGAAAUGAAUUUUAAGAAAUCUUUUAUGUUGGUGUUCUUAUCUUAGUAAUGAUGACGUAAUUUCUUAGAGGCUUCUGCUUAUAGGCCAGGUCUGAAAACAGGUGUGAAAAAUGACAUUUUUUGGUCUGAAAUAGGGUCAGAAUUUGGAGAACCGGGCGGCACACCCCCACCAAGAACUCUGGCCGGUACUUUUGUCUUAGGAUUAUCGCCAGCCGGGAGUUCAGGGUGCAUGUUUAUCGGCAUAUUUAGGAGAUAAAUAAGGGUUGUUCAGGUCUGCAAAUAUUCUCUAAUAGCAGAUGUCGUCCGUCGAGUUGUCUCCUUGCUGUUCUUGCUAUGUUUGUAGCUAAUAGUUCUCCUACUUCUUCCGAUCCUCGUGUAACGAGUGAAAUGUUCCGUCAUUUUGUAGUCACUAUCUCGUCCCCAGGUCUUCUCGGUUAGCGGGUUCAUUAAUCCUGGCAAUUUGCUGCACGAUUGACGGCAUUUUUCUCAUGUCGCAAAUUUCUUCGAAAUUUGGUCGACAAUAGCUGGUUGUGAUAAGUUAUGCGUGUGAUUCUAGCCAAUCAUAAACGGAGAAAUAUUUUGAAUGAAUAAUAAAUAGGGUAAUGGCUCCCUCAGGGGCAUGGAUCGUUAUUCAUGAAAUAAGUUGAAAAGAAAUUAAGCUUAAAGAUUACCAUUUCUAUUAUUUGAAAAAUGAAUCAACAGCUUUACUAGAGUCGGCUGUAUGCAUAAACCACAAAAUCGUAUUUCAUUUCUGUUUCCAAAAAGAGUGAGGAAUAUAGAUAUAAAAAUUUCGCAUUAAGUACCAACCCGGCCUCGUUAGCGCAGUAGGCAGCGCGUCAGUCUCAUAAUCCACAGUAGAAAUCUGAAGGUCGUGAGUUCGAUCCUCACACGGGGCACGGAAAAAUUUUUAUUUUUUUUUCUGAUUCCAAUUCUUGCCUUUAUUUUCUUGCCUUCUUUUGCUAAUUCGAACGUUAGAAAAUACAUAAACAAGCAAGCAAAUUGAUGCUUCUCUACAAUUCUAAAUUCUCUUGUCCGCUGUCUUACAAGAGAUCUGGGUACGAAAUUAGCGCUGUCUUCGUAAAAUUUAGUUUUGAAGUCCAAUGACGUUUAAAUUUUUUUACGAUAAAAUCAGGCCUUAAAGUUUCUUGAAACCAAUUCUAAAAAUAGGUGUAAAUAGGAUUUUAAAAGCUUUUAACUUGUUGAAAACUCUCCGACUCGCUGGUCUCAACCGGUUGGACUCACCAUAGAAUUGAAUUCAGGGUUGUUGAAAGAUAAGUCAAAAACAGAUUUUUAAACGUCAAAACACACGUGCCUGGCGUGAAAAAAAGAUCAUAUUCCAAGUCUUUUUAUCACAACGAAGUAUUUUUGCUCGAUAUCUCGAGAGAGUGAAAAGAUGACAACUGACUUUCGUAAAAAUACAGGAAUGGUCGAAUAGGAAAUCGUGGAAUAGAAUAGUGGAGUUUUACAAAACCGGCUCCGUUGUGUGAAAUGAUGAAAUAUAAUCCAGUCACAAAAAUGACAUUGAAAAUUAGAAAUUCAGUGCAGGCGUUAGUUAAAUGAGAGACUCUUAUUAAUUUCUAAACAUAUCAAUCCAGUUUAGCAAUAUUCAGCGUGUGAAGCCGCCCGCAAUAACAUGUUUAGUUUGCUCUGUCCGUGACAUUGAUAAGUUAUGCAAGAACUAUUGAAAAAGCGGUUACUUCAGAAGGAAAUGGAAUAUUAUCUCUUGAAAUCUCUACAGGUGAGAGGAACGAGCUCGAAUUAACAAACGCAUUUAAAUAUAUUUUGUGUGUCUCUUUCAAUAAAGCAUUUUAAAAUUUCAAUGUGUCCUUGUGUCCUUGAAUUGCUCCAAAAAUAAUUCAGAAUUAGAUUUUCCCUUUGUAAUUGUUACUUUUCAUAAGGAAAAAUAAAUAAUAAUAUCUUACUCCGAUGAAUUUUUUACCGUUUUUACUUUUAAACAACGAAAAAAAAAAGAAAGAAAACUUUAUAAACAAUCCAAUUACUCAAUACAAUACCGAACCAGUUUUCUCUUAAAACUUAAUUCAUGAAGCGAUUUUUCUUCAUGUGGAAAACUAUGGCUCGUGGCCUUUGUAAAAACAAAUAUCUUAUACACAAGCCUACAAUCUGCCAGAUAUACCAUUACCUUAUUCAAACAAGCCCAUAUAACACUGGGUAAUUUUUUGACGUGAUGUGAUUUCAUAAGAAACCUUUUAUUUGCGGUAAGUUAAAUUUAAAAGCCUGCUGUUUUCGCUUACGCCAUAGUUCCGUAAGCCCAGAUUUAGCUAGGAUACACGUUACAAAUUUCUCGGUUAGGGCUCCUAUAGAUUGUAAAACAAUUUUAAUUAGAAAAUUCUCGAUAGAGAAGCCAUACAACUUCUAAACUUCUGAAUCGCUUUCACUGCUCAGUUAACGCGUGGGCGGCGACUUUACCUUUUGAGAAAAAUUGUCACGGUGUCGAACAAAUCCUCAAGCGGAUGAUGGCGGAUGGGAGCUACAGAAAAAGGUCUCAAUUUCCAUUUCCUAUUUGGAAAUUCAAAUAAAAAAGAAACCAUUCAUCUCGAUGAAUUUUUAAAUUACCUCAAUCAAUGUCAUUUUGAUGAGACGUAGUUAAGUAAAAAUGCUAAAACGAAAUUGCGUUUUCAGUUUUAUCAAUCUAACGCCGAUAUUUUUGUCAAUCAAUGUUCACAGCUAGCAUAAAAAUCAUUUGUUUAACUUGCAAAUACGACGCCGCUGUCUGUACCCUACUCAAUAUUUGGUAAGCUAUGCUCAGUGUUUUAAAUGAUUUAUGCGAGUUACCGACACCUACAGUGCCAUUUUUGUCUCAGUAUAAAAGACUUCCACAGCGUCGAUUUGGUCAGUCACACGACGGCAUGGAAAACGAAACAGCCACAAUCCCGGACGGUGUCCGAAUCGGCGUUUGUGCUUCAGUAGGAGCCUUAUAUGUAAUUGCAUCAAUUCUUACGGUUACAGUCAACGGCCUGUUGCUGUUCGUUAUAGUCAAGGAUCCGCUAAAAUGCUUCCGGCGACCAUUUGCAGUGUAUAUCACGGGAUUAGCUACCACCGAUUUUCUGUUUGGCGCCAUUGGUGACCCCAUUUCAGCAAAGAUAGCGUUUUACUGCGUCAAAGACGAAGACGGAGAAACAACUUUCGAUUAUGUCAUGGACUAUUUUAUCGAUAACUCAGCUACCAUGUUGGUCGUUUCUUUGUCAGUUGACCGGCUUAUCGCAGUAGCUUGUCCAAUUUUUUAUCGCUUUUCCAUCAAGAACACUCACGCUGCCGCCGUAGUUGUAUGUGCUUGGGUGUACUGCCUCGCCUUUAGUCUUAUUCAGUUAGGAGAAGUCCCUGAUGAUAUUUACGACACGGUGGAUGUCCAUUUGCAUGUUACUUUUGCUUUAACGGCUACUGGAAUUAUUUACUUUGCUAUCUACCUCAUUAUUCGAAGAAGAAGAAAGCUCUUUCCUGGCGGAGACGAGACGACGCAGCAAGAUGAGAAACAUCUAAAGCGCCUAAAACGUGAGAAAGAAUUCGCCUUCACAGCCUUUUUGAUUCUCCUUGCUCUGGUAAUUACACAGAUCCCCUAUCUUGUAACGACAAUUAUCGAGGCAAACUGUGAGAGUUGUACUGAAACCACAUGGUUUUUUAUAUGCCUACAGUUUAGCGAUUUUCUCCUCUGUAUCAGUGCUAUUGCAAACCCUUUUCUCUAUGGCUGGCGAGUGAAGCAAUUUCGGAGUUCAUUAAUGGCAGUGUUUUGCAGAUCGCGUUUAGACCCUGCAGAACUGGAAAUUUCACAAACAACAAACGAAACUAGAAAUCAAAGAUGA
Messenger RNA from Porites lobata, 6815 nucleotides. The record is from the annotation of a GenBank genome assembly. NCBI's taxonomy places the organism in Eukaryota, Metazoa, Cnidaria, Anthozoa, Scleractinia, Poritidae.